This is a messenger RNA of Arctia plantaginis, 639 nucleotides long. Lineage: Eukaryota; Metazoa; Arthropoda; Insecta; Lepidoptera; Erebidae. The record is from the annotation of a GenBank genome assembly.
AUGGCACCCUGGGUAAGAACUUUCUUUAUAACGAAGUUGCCAAAACUACUUUUGAUGAGAGUGCCAAAAGAUUUGUUGAGAGAUUUAGCGGCGCAAAAGAUAGCUGGAAGGAAUAUGAAAAAGAAUAAAUUCAAAGAUGCGUUGGCUGCGGUUGAUCAGACAAAUUCCAAUGUUUCAAGUCCGGAUUCCUUUCGUCAUCAUAUGCCUGGCGGGUGUAAUGGUUUGCAUACUACUACUGCUACCAACAGGUUCAGCGGUUUAGUUGGUGCUUUAGGCAGUCUCGGGGCGGGGUACAACGGGCUGCCAUCUGUGAUGUCAGGCCUCGAUGACUCCUUAAGUGACGUGGUUCCGCGUAAGAAAUAUCCUUUCGAACUGGAGAAGGCAAUUCAUAAUGUGAUGUUUAUUCAACACCACAUGCAGAGGCAGGACGAGUUUAAUGCGGAGGAUCAAGAUUGGGGUUUCGUGGCCAUGGUACUCGAUCGACUCUUUCUCUGGAUCUUCACCAUCGCUUCCAUUGUCGGCACAUUUGCCAUUCUAUGUGAAGCACCGUCUCUCUAUGAUGACACAAAACCGAUAGACAUGAUGUUGUCUUCUGUGGCACAGCAACAAUUUUUACCCGUUGACAGCGGUGACUCUUAA